Messenger RNA from Alternaria arborescens, 690 nucleotides. RefSeq lists its product as hypothetical. NCBI's taxonomy places the organism in Eukaryota, Fungi, Ascomycota, Dothideomycetes, Pleosporales, Pleosporaceae. The transcript has a single exon. The record is from RefSeq and is a predicted model, not a curated record. The coding region runs from base 1 to 690 and encodes 229 amino acids.
AUGCUACUACCAUCUACAAGCAUUAGUUCCACUGCCUCGACACUAGGGCCAAACACGAUCCAAGACUAUCCAAUCCACUCCACAAUCAGCCAAGACCCAAAGGUCAUCACCUUCUCUACUCAGUCUCCAACCAUACUGCCGAUGACUGACUAUAACAACCAACGCAUCGACGCUCAAGACUUGACCUCAAGGCUUGUCUCGUUCGAACACCAGUCCAACAACAACAACAACUCUGCCAAAGGCAAUGGAGAAACCUCCUCCGACUCAAUUCUGUCCCAGCGAUGUCCCCGAUCCACCUCCAUCGACAGCGGCGUCAUGCCCCGUUUCACCAAAUCAGCAACAAUGUCCACAACAGGCACCAAUGACUCCCACUACUCUCAGUAUUCCGGCCUCUGCGUUAUGCGCGCUGAGCCUAGUUCCAAGACACAUGCUGAAAGUGUUGGUGUCGCACCAGGCGAGUUCAGCAAACCGCGUGUCCACAAGCGCAGCCGCAGAGACACUCAAAGCAGUGUUGGAAGCGGCAAGAGUGCGAGAAGCGAAGAGCCAAAGGAGUUCAAGUACUAUGGCCGACACAGCAACCAAUGGUUGUUCAACGACUUUAGUGUCACUGAUGCUGUGUCCAAAGGCUUCAAGAGAGUCUUUAGCAAAGACAACAGUGGAAAGGACUGGUAUGAGGACAGGAACCGUUAA